Messenger RNA from Rhagoletis pomonella (apple maggot), 3943 nucleotides. RefSeq lists its product as uncharacterized. NCBI's taxonomy places the organism in Eukaryota, Metazoa, Arthropoda, Insecta, Diptera, Tephritidae. The coding region runs from base 2455 to 3933 and encodes 492 amino acids. The transcript has 3 exons. The record is from RefSeq and is a predicted model, not a curated record.
GACUGGACACGGCUGUUUGUCAAAAGCAUACGAGAGCAUAUUUUGAUAUAUCGAUAUUUGUACCCCAUUUCUAUUUCAAACAACUUGGCUGUUGAAAGACGUAAAGUUUAGCACGCUAAUGCAAGGAUGUCCAAAGAAGAGGAUAAAUUCGACGGAUUGCUAUUAGCUAUAGCGGAAAAACAUACAGACGGGAUACCUCAGUUCUUAAACACGAUUGCCAGUUUCUUACGUCGGAAGACAGAUUUUUUUACUGGAGCUUCUCAGACACAAUGGGAAAAGUUGCUUUUAAGUGUUUUCCAUAAGCAGUCUAGUUUAGCAAUCGCGACUUCUAAUGAACUGAAGGAAACAUCUAUUGAUAUGGAUAUCACAAAGAAAAGGCUUAACAAAGACAACAGCAUGGUACUAUUUGGACCAUCUUGUCUAAUUAUUUUAUAAGGGCCUUCAAAUGGUAAAUCUAAUUUCUUUUUAUUGCCCACUUUUAAAUAAACGUGAUCAUUCACAGUAAAAUUUGCUUUAUUUAUUUUUGUUUGUUUUUGUCUCUCCCUCAUUUAACUUUCAUUUAAGUUUGUAGCAGCAUUGCCGUGUGCAAACUUGAGUUUCAUUUUCAAUUCAUUCAUAUAAUGGGCAACACUGCAACGUUGUUGACGUGUUUGUAAUCGCUCUGCGGUAAAUUAAAAAAAAAACAGCCGAAUUUUUGGGUUUUUAACCAGCGUUAGAGACAGUGACUUAAAUUGCAAAGUGCUAAUAAAUUGUGCUACUUCCAAGCACAAAAAUUUAUUACAUUUCGUUUAAACAAACAAAUAAAUAUAGCCAAGAGACAUAAAAGUGCAGUGAGGUGACAAAAACAAUAAGGCGCGAAAGUGGAUAAAUGCCAUAAGUGCAAGAAUCCAAUUCGUGGUGACAGCGGAAUCCGUUGCGUCGGUGUGUGUGGUAAAGGCAUUGGGACAAAAAAUGCUCUGAAUUGGAUGAGUACAGUUCGAAUGUACUCAAAGAAAACAACUUUGUGCGCUUUAUGUGUAACCAGUGUCACACAUACAUGCAUAACAUUGAUGAGGUGCUCCGAAAUAUGAACUUAACAAUGGAGAAAAAUAGUCAAUAGCUGACGGCGUUAAAAAGUAAAGCCAUGAUCUUUGCGAAGCCAUAGUGCGCAAUGAAAAGGAGAACAAAAAAAUAAAAUAAGCGAAAACAACAAAUUUAUUUACAUUAACACCGAGUCAGAUAUAAACCUAAUUGAAUAACCUAAACAAAUUAAAAAGAAAAAACUAAAAAUUCUAUUUAUUUGAUAUAAACAUUAAUUUAUUUCCACAUUUAUGGACACUCAUGGUCCUUCGAGCCAUGGUCCAUCUUCGCCAGGAAAUACAAACAGCCAGCAUACUAUAAUACAGUCCACUGAAAUUUUGCUACAUCACAAAGAGCACUUAUUCACAACUUAUUCAUAAAUACAUUGAUUGGAGCACCAUUUUUACACUGCGCAGAUCGCUUUGCCACAACAACUGGAGCACCACCACUUACCGCAAUCAUUUUCAAUUUUCAAAAGAACUCCGUAUUCACAUAUGUACAUAUAUAUGUAUAUAGCUGAUCGUAUAACCACACAUUGAAGUCAUAAACAACAGGAUUGUCAAAGGUACGUGGUUAACAUUUCUGCACUUUCUUGCACAUAUACAUACAUAUACGUCGAUUUGUGAUAGUGCUCAAAUCCGAUAUUUCGCGCAAAUACAAAAAAAAAAAUUAUAAAAAUAUAACUCGAGUGAUUUUGUGGAUUCAGUGUAUUAUAAAUCUAUUCAAUACUCGAUUGUGAACAUAUUAACUUACACAAGUGCUUGGUCACUUUUUACAUUACACUCACUGCGGCUUGUUAGUGUAACCAUUGCCUCAAAUUAAACUUCGGCACACAUAUUUUCUAUUAAAUUUCCUAAUUCAAACACUUUUCCACAUUUGCAAAGCACAUAUUCAAUUUAGUUGCACAUUGAAUCGGCUUUCAUUUUUUUUCGUGUCACAAAUAGUUUGAUUUGCUAACUCAUCACACUAACAACCACUUGAGUUUCGAGGAUCUUGACCACAUUUAUUAAUGCAUUUUGGUUCUGCACGGAUUCGAAGCACUUUAUCGCUGUAAUACCACAAAAUCACUAUUCGCGCGAUAUAACACCUCAAACAAAAAUAUACACCUUUUUGUCCACGUUCAAACAUUUAUAUUCUUUAAUUGUACUUUGAUGUGAGUUGGGUGGCGCCCAUAUUCUGCAAAUAAAUACAUACAUAAGUGCAAAUAUACACACGUAAAUUCAAAUAUCAGUACAAGAAAAAAAAAUAAUAAUAAUUCUGAUACGUUAUCAAUUAAAACUGUUCGUUUUAAAAUCUUUGAUUGUGGGGGGUUUUUCUUGGCUUCGCAUAGAGCUUUGUAAAAGGGUGUCAUUCACAUACCCCCUCUUAGUUUUUUACAUAAUCAUCCCAUAAAGCAUGGAUAAAUUUAUUCGCUUGGCAGACGCUGUCACCGAGUUUGAGGCCGACUACAAUGACACGGCCCAAACUGAUCACACUAAGUACACUCUUGCUAUUCAGCAAGAUGAACUUAAAGCCAUAUGGAGGAAGGUAAAGACAGCGUAUGAGGAACUAGUACAUUCCGAUAGGUUAGACGCCACAGGAGUCGCCACUGUGAAACCUAAGUACAAAAGUUCGUAUGCUGUAUACCUGCGCUGCAUGUCUAACAUGGCAGAACUCCAUGCAAAGUUAGUAAAGAAUGACAAUGAUGUAGAGGAUAUGUCCGCCCGAGAACAUAAUAUUCAACUACCGUCGUGUGAUACGGACGUAUUCAAAGGCGACUAUCUCUCUUGGCCGACUUUCCGAGACAUGUUUACGGCCAUAUAUAUACGCAACAAGCGCCUCACCCCUGUGGAAAAAUUGUUCCACCUGAACCAAAAAACAGAGGGGGAGGCCAGAGAGAUCGUGAGUAAAUGUCACUUAACUAACGAUGGCUUUCAAACUGCAUGGAAGAAUUUGAGUGAUAGGUAUGAAAAUAAGCGUAUCCUGGUAAAUACUCAACUCAAGAUUCUGUUUAACUUAGAGGCGGUAGAGAAUGAGUGUGGCAGCUCCAUUAAAAAAUUACAGCGCGAUAUUAAUAAUUGCAUCUCGUCCUUACAAUGUCAUCAAAUUGACAUCUCAAACUGGGAUGCAAUUAUUACAUAUCUAUGCUCGACUAAGUUACCAGAAACUACAUUAGCGUUAUGGGAGCAAACAAUUGAAAACAAAACUGAAAUAUCAAAGUGGGUAGACAUGAAUAAAUUUCUAUCACAACGAUUUCAAACUCUAGAAACCGUUUCAGACAUUAGAGGCAGUAAAAAUUACCCAACUACAUUACCGCACAAUAGUAACAACCAUAUGGAAAGUCAGCAAAAAAGAUUGAAGCCAUUCCAAGCAAGCGUACCCAAGGCAAUAUGCACUUUCUGUAAGAGCAACGAGCACAAGCUAUCAAGUUGCCAAGAAUUUUUCAACCUAGCAACAGCCGAUAGAAUCUCCUUCCUAAAGAAUAAUAACAGUUGCUUGAACUGUCUAUCCUCCGGACAUGUGGUGUCGAGGUGCAAAAGCUCAUUUAAUUGUAGAAUAUGUCACUUGAGGCACCAUACGCUCCUCCACUCCCAGACGGUUCCGCCAAAAGCAACUUUUCCAACUAGUAAUUCCUUUUCUACAGACGACAUCGCCUCAUCUUCCGCCCAAGCCCAAGCAAGACGCGACUCUACAAAUACAAAUAACGUGCAAGCUUGCUUCGUCAAUACGAGCAAAGGGGUUCUAUUAGGAACCGCGCGUGUUAACAUAUUUUUCAAGAAUAAUAACUUUACAGUCCGCGCACUUAUAGACUCCGGAUCAGAAGCCUCUUUUAUAACCGAAAGCCUUAAACGCAAAAUCAACCUACCAUCAAAGAGAAUGCGUGCCCAGGUAUAAGGCAUCAACA